Molecule: messenger RNA, 1433 nt
Organism: Uloborus diversus
Lineage: Eukaryota; Metazoa; Arthropoda; Arachnida; Araneae; Uloboridae
Product: serine/Arginine-related protein 53-like
Exons: 7
Coding region: 120-1331 (403 amino acids)
Source: RefSeq, a predicted model, not a curated record
CAUGGCGGAAGUCAGGGGAAAAAUAAAAACAAUCUUCCCCAAAAUCGGAAAAUGUUGUUAAAAAUAUAAAUAACAUUUGUAAAUUUUUUGUCAAGUGUACAAAUAGGUAAUUUAAAGGUAUGCCUCGUUAUGGAAGUGAUACUGACAGCUCUUCAAGAAGCCGAUCAAGAAAAAAGAGGUCCAAAAAAAGCAACCGGAAAAGUUCCUCAUCAUCUGACAGAGAAAGAUCCAAAAGAUUUUCUCGCAAGUCUCAUUCUCGGGAGCGUAGAUUGAACAGCAGCUCAAUAUCCCGUAGCAGAUCUCGGUCAAAAGAGAGACGCGGUAGGCGUUCUCUCUCAAGAGAUAGAAAGACUCGUGCUGGUUCAUAUUCUAAAGAUCGAAAGGUUAAGAGCAGAUCUCGUUCCAGGGAUCGAAGGUCUAGGAGUAGAUCAAAGUCUUGGGAUCGUUCCCAUAAGAGUAGGACUCAUUACAAAAAUCACCGAGGUCGUAGCCGAUCUCGAGACAAAGAUCAUAAAUCAUCUCAUAGAACUAAGCACAGAUCUAUCUCUAGGGAUGUGAAAUCAUUUAGCAGGUCUCCAUCACAUUAUCGGAAAUCAUUUAGUCGGUCUCGUUCUCGAGAUCGAAAGUCCAGGAGUCGUUCUCUUUCCAAAAGCAAAAGGUCACGGAGCAGAUCUCGUGACCGGCGUAAAAACAUUGGAAAAAAAUAUGGGCAUCAAUCCAGCCAUAAGGGAAAGCGAACUAAUUCACGCUCCCCUGCCAAAAGAAGCCAUCGAUCCCAUUCCAGUUCUCCUAGUGAUUCAUACAGUCUUGGGUCUAAGCACUCAAGGAGGAAUUCUCGCUCCAAGUCAUCUUCCCCUCGAAGGUUAAAACAGAGUAGAAGUAAUGGAUCAAAAGGAAAAAAUGAUAAUGAAGAUGCCCUCAAAGUUAAACUUCAGGCUGCUUUUAAAGCUGCAGCUAAUGCUGAUGCUGUUCUUAGAGAAAAAGGUCUCUUGUCUGAAGAUUUGAAAUCAGUAUCUGAAUCUGUGGUGGAGCUUACCAUAGACCAGCAAGUUAAAAGAGCCCAAGCUAUACAAGAUAUUAAUGCAACAUCUUUUGUGCAACAAGAUUUCAAGUCCAGUCGAACAUGGGGAAAAAAUAAACUAGAGGCUCCUAAAGAAGGAUCUGCUAAUGGUGUUGAUUCUGAAGUUGAUUUGAAAUUAAUUUUAGAUGAAAGUUGGAAAAAUAAUCCUGAAAAACUAGUACAUCCUCAGCUGUCCGAAGAUUUGGAUAAGAAAAAUGAAAAAUGGCGAGAAAAACUUGCUGAAUUAAGAAAAAGACUUGUAGAACCAUGAUGAUAUCAUUUGCCGUGCAUUCUUUGUAACAUAGUGUAAUGAAAUAAAAAUUAAAUGUGUUUCAGUGAUUUUAAAAUUUAAUUUUCUUUUCAAUUCUGAACA